Messenger RNA from Ixodes scapularis (black-legged tick), 3297 nucleotides. RefSeq names its product transposon Tf2-1 polyprotein. The record is from RefSeq and is a predicted model, not a curated record. Gene Ontology annotation, molecular function: nucleic acid binding; zinc ion binding; aspartic-type endopeptidase activity. NCBI's taxonomy places the organism in Eukaryota, Metazoa, Arthropoda, Arachnida, Ixodida, Ixodidae. Bases 222 to 3254 code for a protein of 1010 amino acids. Gene Ontology annotation, biological process: proteolysis. The transcript has 2 exons.
CAGAUCGGCUACGCCGCCACAAGCACAGUGGCGCUUGUCAUCUUAUCUUCCACCUUCUCUCUCCCUUUCCCUCUCGCCUUCCCCUUGCCUGUCUACCAUAUAAAGCGCAAGCUGCGCACGAAUAAACGUUGAUUACCAGCCGCUAUCGUCACGUUCUUGCGGCGUCGUAACAGUGGCGACGACGAUGCGAUAGUAUAUCUUCCGCUGCUCUGUCGGCAGACAUGGUCAGCUAUGCAGUUCCGCCGCAGUUCGACGAGGCCGUUGACAAAUGGCCCGCUUACCAAAUCCGUCUGGAGGCGUUCUUCGAAGGCAACGGGGUGACAGACGGGAAGAAGAAACGCGCCUUACUCGUCGCAGCGCUGAGUACCAACACCGUGGACGUCAUCAGCGGACGCUGUGCUCCAGCAAAGGUAAAUGAGCUUCCGUACAGCGAAGUGGUCAGCCUUCUGCAGCAACAUUUCUCGCCAAAACUGAACGAAACGGCCCAGUCGUAUAAGUUCUUCUCCCGCAACCAGCUGCCGGGGGAACCGGUAAGAGACUUCGUUGUGGCCAUCCGACAAAUAGCAGACACGUGCAACUUCGGGGACACAUUGGACCGGAUGCUGAAGGAUCGGAUAGUCUGCGGCCUCCAAAAUUCAACGGUGCGUCGGCAACUUUUGGCUAAGCCGUUCUUGACGAGAACCGAAGCCGAGGAAGUCGCCGUAGCAGCAGAAAUGGCGGAAGAAAAUGUAAAGGAAAUGCAACGCGCCACGACAGAGGAUGGGGGCGUGCACGCCGUGGGAAGCAGGACGGCAAGGCAGAAAUGGCGGGAGACUGAGUCGCCGUGUUCCAGGUGUGGCAGAGGGGGACACCAGCCAGACGCGUGCCGUUUUCGGUCAGCGCAAUGCUACAACUGCCGCCAACGAGGUCAUAUCGCCAAGGCUUGUUUCCGUCGCGCCGACAGACCAGUCACCGCGUCAACAAGGCCAACCCAACAGCACGUCAAUGCACUGGCCCCGCGGGAUGAACAAGAGUGGGAUACCAGAACAGAGGGCCUGUUCAUGUUGGGGGCGUCAAUGGAACACGUCGGGCACAUCGAGACCACUCAGCCUAUUGCGGGUACCUUCGACUGGGGGGGCGUGCCUGUCAACAUGCAACUCGAUACGGGGUCUCCGGUGUCGGUCAUCACGUGGCCUACCUACAUGCGGCACAAAGCUGCGUGGCCGAGCCUCCAGGAUUCUCCUCUGAAGUUGACUUGUUUCCUCGGAAAACUACCAGUGCGCGGGCAGCUGAAGCUCAAGGUGGCCUUGGGAGACCAAGCCAGGGAAGGAACACUGACUGUCCUGGGCUGCUCCGGCCCCAACCUGUGUGGACGCGACCUCAUACACGCAUUCGACCUGCUGGAGAUGCCGGUACUCAGCGUAGCAACAGAAGGUGAGCCUUCGGCCUCCAGUUUCGUGGACAAGGUCAAUCUCAAGGGGUUGCUAGACGAAUUCGCGGAAGUGUUCGAGCCAGGGCUGGGCCUCAUUCAGGGGCCGCCAGUCCACCUUCAGCCUCGAGCGGACGCAGCUCCGAAGUUUUGUAAAGCACGUCAAGUGCCGUACGCCUUACGCUCAAAGGUAGAGGCAGAAAUUGACCGGUUAGUGGAAACGGGCGUUAUUAUCCCAAUUCCCCAUUCCGAUUGGGCAGCGCCUGUUGUGCCGGUAGUAAAGCGUAAUGGUAGCAUACGCCUUUGCGGAGAUUUCAAGAUCACGGUUAAUCAAGCAUGUCGGACUGAACAGUAUCCGCUUCCGCGAGUGGAAGAUAUUCUUGCAACGCUGAACGGAGGCGAAGUUUUUACUACGAUCGACUUACGCGACGCGUACAAUCAGCUCCCGUUAGAUAAGGCAUCUAUGCUACUCACGACCGUGAAUACGCAGAAAGGGCUAUUCUGUUUUACUCGUCUGCCAUUCGGCAUCGCGUCAGCACCAGCGUUGUUCCAGCGGCGUAUGGAGUCGAUUCUUCAAGGCCUAUCGGGAGUCCAGGUCUAUCUGGAUGACGUCAUUAUCGCUGAGAAACGUAAUGACUGCACCCUACUUAGGAAAGUAUUGCAAAGAUUUCGUGAGUCGGGGGUACGGGUGCAUCCAGGGAAGUCCAAGUUUCGACAGACCGAGGUGGACUUUUUGGGGCACCGAAUUAGCAAUCUAGGGGUGCAACCUAAGACAGAAAACAUAGAUGCAAUCCUCCAAGUUAAGGCGCCCCGAACAGUAGCCGAAGUAAGGUCCUUUGCAGGGCUGGUGACUUACUACCACAAGUUCCUCAAGAACGCGUCCUCGAUCAUGGCGCCGUUGUACGAGCUUCUCCGCGCGGAGGCAAAGUGGGAAUGGGGACCCAGACAGCAACGCGCGUUUAGCGAGGCGAAGACCCAACUCAAAAAAGCUGACUUCUUGGCGCAUUUUGACCCAGACAAGCCGUUAAUUCUUGAGUGUGACGCGUCACCAUUGGGCAUUGGCGCCGUACUGUCUCACGAUGUUGGCCAGGAGGUCCUGCGCCCCAUAGGGUUCCGCUCUCGCACACUCACAGCCGCCGAGCGGAAUUAUUCACAGUUAGAGCGGGAGGCCCUCGCUUUGGUGUUCGGUGUGUCGAAAUUCCGAACAUACCUCUUGGGAAGGUGUUUCACGCUCGCGACUGACCAUAAACCCUUGUUGGGGUUGUUUCAUCCUGAUAAGGCCGUACCGGCGAUGGCCGCGGGGCGGAUCCAACGGUGGGCUCUGCUGCUGGGGGCCUACAACUACGUCAUCCAGCACAAGGACGGCAAAGCCAAUAUUCCGGCCGACGCACUCAGCCGGCUUCCAGCGUCUGGAUCAGCACCCCCUGAAUCGGCGGAAGACGUGGAUGGCUGUGGCAAGACCCCGGCCAUGCUGCUAAUGGGAUACGAGCUGCGCUCAAGGCUAGAUAAUGCGGUCGUACCCCCACCAUCACGAGUCAACGAUCGGAACGACACUUAUACCAACAAUCCUGUCCACACAGGGGAACCAGUAUGGGUGCGAAAUUUUGGAAGAGGUGAACUGUGGACACCAGCUAGAGUACAGUCCACGGACGGCGCACGCAUGGUCACCGCCGACGGCAACGAGGGAGACGUCCUUCACAGACACCUCGAUCAAGUCAAGCCCCGGCUUCCCGAAAGUCCACCGGAAAGUGCUUCCAGUCCGUCACGUCUCCCGCCGCCGGAGGCAGCGCCAGGCCUGCAGCGACCGACUCGAACCAGGAGAGCCCCAGUGCGGUUUUCCCCCUAGGAGGGAGAAGACUGUUGCAGAUCGGCUACGCCGCCACAAGCAC